GUCUAAGCUGUCCUCUAAUAUUAGCUAUUAGCAUGUGAAUAUCACUGUUGUCAUCAUCAUCAUGGACUUGGAUAGUUAGAGUAUGGUAAAUGAGAUGGGGAACACAAAUUCAUCAGGAGAUCAAGAGAAUGCUGCAGUUGACGCUCAACAGAAAGGCGAAACUGCUGGCAAUGCAAAUGGUGUUAAAGAAGAAAACAACAUAACUCCAGAAGGUGAAAGCAAAGAUUAUCAUGAGAAAGCUGCAGCUUUGCCUACUUUUGACACUUCAACAGAUAAAGAACUUCAGCUUAAGAACUCUGAAGAUGACAAAACAGAUGAAGAUAAGGGAGAGACACAGAUUAAGCAGUGUUCAGAAGUUCAAACAGGUGCUAAUGACAUAGUGAGUGAAGUCACUAAUAUUGAAACACAUACUUCUCAAUAUGGGCAAAAAGUUGAUCAACUUAUGGAGUCAAUUUUGGAGGAAAAUGAUGCAGUUCAUGACCAAGCAUGCAAAAAGAAAGGUGAGGCGGAAGGAAGUUUAUCAAAUGAUGAAGUCUUGGAGUCCGAUCCAGUUGAAUCCUCGAGUGUUGCUACUGAUAAAGUAGAAGAACACUUCAAUUCAUCGCCAAGUGAGGAACAAGAAACUCCAGAGGACGGAAGAUCAGGACAGAAUGAGAAUAAAACUCUGUUGAUCAGCUCUGAAAUUUCACUUGCAGAUAAGACUGUUGUUGCUGAUGCCAAUGAUCAAAAUGUAACCACUCAACAAGACGCAUGCUUGAUGGGAGAAUUGGAUGCCAUAGAAGAUUUGGCAAAUGAGGAGAAACAUGAGAUUAUGAGGGCUGAAAAUAGUUGCUCAAUUAGAGUUGAUUUGGAUGAAACUCCUAAAGUGGAGUCCAGUCAAAGUGAUGCUACAGGCUCACUGUUGGCAGACAGUCCACGGGUUACUCCAUCGAGUUCAUUUGGAGCAGUUAUUGAGACACAAGGCAAAUGCAUGGUUCAUACUCCAGAGACUGAAUUGACAUCAAAUGAAUCAGAAAACACAGUAAAGAAAUGUGAUCCGAAGGAACCUGAGGCAUUUAUGCAGGCAGUGCCUGAAAUGCAGAAUGACAAUUCAGCUCCUUCAGUUGAAUCACACCCCAUAGAGGCUACGGAGGAAAAACUACCAGGAAACAACACUAACACUGAUAGUGUAAUGGAUUAUUCAAUUGAGGAGGAUAAGGCGAGGAGCGACAUAAAUAUUCAACCUGAUAUUCUUUAUCAUGAUCACGUGCCACCAGUAGAACAACAUGUGCAUUUUGAAGAAACAUUUGAAAUGGUGCCUGAAAUUGGAGUACUCCCUACCGAAUUCAUUGGAACAACUACAAAAGAAAAUGGUUUUCUUGAAAAAGAAAAGGAAGGAGUUGAGAAGUCUAGUGAAAAGGAAAUAAGGGAGGAGUGCAUAUUGCACUUGGGGCCAUCAAAACCGGAAAAUGGUGUCGAUAUAGCAUAUGUGGAUGGAAGAAUACAGGGGUUUGAGUCUGUCGAAGCUCAGAAAGAACGCAACACAGACUUGAGAGAACACGAUAACUGUGAAUUUGUUGUUACUGAGGACUCUAGUGUUUUCGAACUCAAUAUAUCAGAAAUAGAGAUACCGAAAAUUGCAGACUUUGCUGAGACAGAAAAUACACAGAAUGUUCAACCAAGUCUUGACACAUUAACAUAUUCCAAUGGAAAAUCUGAUUUUGAUCAAAAGGUGCCAAAUUUUCAUUAUGAAACCCCUUCCAAAGCACCAGAGAGUAUUGGAAGGUUAAGUCUCGAAACGAUCCCAGAGAAAUCAAGCAACGGAAUUGACCUUCGAAAGUCUCCAAGCUUCGAUUUUGGUAUUCACAGAAGAUCUUCUGAAUCAGAUCAAACUCCACUUCUCUGUCCAGAGAAAACUCCUACAAGAAGCUUAUCACUUGGCUCCAAUGCAAAGUUCCCAAACUCAACUAUGAGAAUUGAACACAACAGAAACUCACUAGACUACGAGGCAGUAGCAGUCGAAGAAAAGACUAUUCGAGUGGAAAGAAGUGAUUCUGACAUUUCCAGUGCUCCUCUUUUAGGCUUGUCAAACAAAGGAGAAAAUGGCGAUCUAAAGGUUACAUCUGAAACACAACAGGUCCAUGUUGCUGUUAUGAAAGGAGAGGAAUUGCAGGCAUCACAAGAAAAGGAAACUUCUCUAACUUCACCAAAAGGGAGAGGAAAACGCAAGCCUAGGCCAUCUUUCUUUACCACUUGCAUAUGUUGCACAACAGCUACUCAUUAUUGAACAAACUCAACAAGAAAUUUGUGUUAUGUUUUUUGAUUCUUUUUUUUUUUCCAAUUGAUUGGUUUUUUCACCAUAUUAAAGAUAUUUUCAUGUGGCAUUUUUCAUCACAAUGGAGUGUUAUGACCAUGUAUAGUAUGUAUUAUACUGAAAAAAUUGUGUGAGAGUGAGCUAG
This is a messenger RNA of Solanum dulcamara, 2438 nucleotides long. RefSeq lists its product as uncharacterized. The record is from RefSeq and is a predicted model, not a curated record. Lineage: Eukaryota; Viridiplantae; Streptophyta; Magnoliopsida; Solanales; Solanaceae. The transcript has 5 exons. Bases 83 to 2266 code for a protein of 727 amino acids.